Molecule: messenger RNA, 4548 nt
Organism: Anolis carolinensis (green anole)
Lineage: Eukaryota; Metazoa; Chordata; Lepidosauria; Squamata; Anolidae
Product: zinc finger protein 208-like
Exons: 1
Coding region: 1-2658 (885 amino acids)
Source: RefSeq, a predicted model, not a curated record
AUGGCAAGUCCUCUACCUCCCUAUCCUAGAUCACAAACACGGGAGAAGUUACAUCAGUGUGUGGAAUGUGGAAAACAAUUUGAUAGGAAAGGUUCUCUUACUAGACAUGAACGGACCCACACAGGGGAGAAGCCACAUAAAUGCUUGGAAUGUGGGAAGAGCUUCAGUCGGAGUGACAAAUUACGUUCCCAUCAAAGGACCCACACAGGGGAGAAGCCAUAUAAAUGCAUGGAAUGUGGGAAGAGCUUCAGUCAGAGUAGCAGUCUGCGUAUCCAUCAAGGGGCCCACACAGGGGUGAAACCAUAUAAAUGCAUGGAAUGUGGAGAAUACUUCAGUCACAGUACCCGUCUGCUUAUCCAUCAAAGGAAGCACACAGGGGAGAAGCCCUUUAAAUGCAUGGAAUGUGGAGAAAGCUUCAGUCACAGUACCAAUCUACGUUCUCAUCAAAGGACUCACACAGGGGAGAAGCCUUAUAAAUGCAUAGAAUGUGGAGAAAGCUUCAGUCGGAGUGGCAGUCUACGUUCCCAUCAAAGGAAGCACACAGGGGAGAAGCCCUAUAAAUGCAUAGAAUGUGGAGAAAGCUUCUGUUGGAGUGGCAGCCUACGUUCCCAUCAAAGGAAGCACACAGGGGAGAAGCCAUAUAAAUGCAUGGAAUGUGGAGAAAGCUUCCAUUGGAGUGUCAGCCUACGUUCCCAUCAAAGGAAGCACACAGGGGAGAAGCCUUACAAAUGCAUGGAAUGUGAGAAGAGCUUCAGUCGCAGUGACAGCCUACGUUCCCAUCAAAGGACCCACACAGGGGAGAAGACACAUAAAUGCUUAGAAUGUGGAGAAAGCUUCAGUCGCAGUGGCAGUCUACAUUCCCAUCAAAGGAAGCACACAGGGGAGAAGCCAUAUAAAUGCAUGGAAUGUGGGAAGAGCUUCAGUCAGAGUGGCAAUCUACGUUCCCAUCAAAGGACCCACACAGGGGAGAAGCCAUAUAAAUGCAUGGAAUGUGGGAAGAGCUUCAGUCACAGUGAUAAACUACGUUCCCAUCAAAGGACCCACACGGGGGAGAAGCCAUAUAAAUGCAUGGAAUGUGGGAAGAGCUUCAGUCACAGUGAUAAACUACGUUCCCAUCAAAGGACCCACACGGGGGAGAAGCCCUAUAAAUGCAUGGAAUGUGGAAAGAGCUUCAGUCAGAGUAGCAGUCUGCGUAUCCAUCAAGGGGCCCACACAGGGGUGAAACCAUAUAAAUGCAUGGAAUGUGGAGAAUACUUCAGUCACAGUACCCGUCUGCUUAUCCAUCAAAGGAAGCACACAGGGGAGAAGCCCUUUAAAUGCAUGGAAUGUGGAGAAAGCUUCAGUCACAGUACCAAUCUACGUUCUCAUCAAAGGACUCACACAGGGGAGAAGCCUUAUAAAUGCAUAGAAUGUGGAGAAAGCUUCAGUCGGAGUGGCAGUCUACGUUCCCAUCAAAGGAAGCACACAGGGGAGAAGCCAUAUAAAUGCAUGGAAUGUGGAGAAAGCUUCUGUUGGAGUGGCAGCCUACGUUCCCAUCAAAGGAAGCACACAGGGGAGAAGCCUUACAAAUGCAUGGAAUGUGAGAAGAGCUUCAGUCGCAGUGACAGCCUACGUUCCCAUCAAAGGACCCACACAGGGGAGAAGACACAUAAAUGCUUAGAAUGUGGAGAAAGCUUCAGUCGCAGUGGCAGUCUACGUUCCCAUCAAAGGAAGCACACAGGGGAGAAGCUCUAUGAAUGCAUGGAAUGUGGGAAGAGCUUCAGUCAGAGUGGCCAUCUACGUUCCCAUCAAAGGACCCACACAGGGGAGAAGCCACAUAAAUGCUUGGAAUGUGGGAAGAGCUUCAGUCGGAGUGACAAAUUACGUUCCCAUCAAAGGACCCACACAGGGGAGAAGCCAUAUAAAUGCAUGGAAUGUGGGAAGAGCUUCAGUCGGAGUGACAGUCUACGUACCCAUCAAAGGACCCACACGGGGGAGAAGCCCUAUAAAUGCAUGGAAUGUGGAGAAAGCUUCUGUUGGAGUGGCGGCCUACGUUCCCAUCAAAGGAAGCACACAGGGGAGAAGCCAUAUAAAUGCAUGGAAUGUGGAGGAAGCUUCAGUCGGAGUGGCAGCCUACGUUCCCAUCAAAGGAAGCACACAGGGGAGAAGCCAUAUAAAUGCAUGGAAUGUGGAGAAAGCUUCCAUUGGAGUGUCAGCCUACGUUCCCAUCAAAGGAAGCACACAGGGGAGAAGCCAUAUAAAUGCAUAGAAUGUGAAGAAAGCUUCAGUAGCAAUGGACAUCUACGUUCCCAUAAAAUGACCCACACAGGGGAGAAGCCACAUAAAUGCAUGGAAUGUGGUAAUAGCUUCAGUCGGAGUGACAAAUUACGUUCCCAUCAAAGGACCCACACAGGGGAGAAGCCGUAUAAAUGCAUGGAAUGUGGAAAGAGCUUCAGUCGGAGUGACAAAUUACGUUCCCAUGAAAGGACCCACACAGGGGAGAAGCCAUAUGAAUGCAUAGAAUGUGGAGAAAGCUUCUUUCAGCGAAGCAGGCUAUGUUCCCAUAAAAUGACCCACAUGGGGGAGAAGCCUUAUAAAUGCAUGGAAUGUGGAGAAAGCUUCCGUCGGAGUGACAGUCUACAUUCCCAUCAAAAGACUCACAGGGGAGAAGCCAUAUGAAUGCAUGGAGUGUGGAGAAGGCUUCAGUCAGAGUGACCAUCUGCAUUUCCAUCAAAGGACCCACACAAGGGAGAAGCCAUACAAAUGUACCCAAUGUGAAAAGUGCUUUAGAGAAAGUUCAGCAUACAGUAGACAUCACAGAACUCAUGUUCCUCUAGAGGAGACGGGCCUUUGAGUUUCCGAGCUCUCUCUAAAAAAGCAUUGCAAGGAAAGAGGAAGGCCAGCACCUUGCUCUCUCUCCACCAGAACUGCAGUUUGUGUGGCCUUGGCUGACGACUUCUGGGAGCAGGUGUCACUCAGAGGGGCUCUUUUCUCCGGAUUGCAGCAAGCUUGGAAGGGGUUCACCUAACCUCCUCCCCAAGGAGACCCAUCGCAGGCUUCUAGGAUGAUCUGUGAAUGUUUGCUGAAAUGAGCAGCAGCUGAGAUCUCGGGAUAAAAGGUUCUGAAAAAGAAUAGCUCUUUGGUUGCAGAUAACGUCAUAUCUUCAUACUCCUGUCUCAUGUCUUGGCUCUGCUUCAUUCAACGGCAUUGAAUGUUUGCUGUGCAUGUGUAUUGUAUGGACUGUGAUCCGCCCUGAGCCCCUUUGGAGAGAUAGAGCGGAAUAUGAAUAAAGUGUUGUUAUUAUUAUUAUUAUUAUUUUGGGCUCUAGCUCUGUACCUGUAACCCUUUUCUGGACUUUGUUGUAUACUGAAUAUUUGACUCUAAAUUCUGGACUGACGUUCUGGUUUCGUUUAUGGACUGGACUUUGUUUGUAUCCCUGACUUGCUGGCUUGAUUUUGGGACUCUAAAUUCGGUUUGUACUCUUGAUAUUUGAUGAAUUCUGCGUAAUGAACUCUUGGCAUAUGACCAUUGGUCUGUAACCUUGGGUCUUGUUUAUUUUUGCUCCUGACCUGGAUCUACAGUACUCGACGUGUCUGCAUUAACUGGACUCUUGACCUGCACUUGUGUUCAUUGUUCCUUCGACUGUGUGGCUCCAAUUGCAUUAUUUUUAGCCCAGUGGUUUCCAACUAGGGAUCACUUGACCAGGGACCACUCUCCAAAAUUAAUACCAAAAGGGUUACAACUCAGUUUUUGGUCAACUUUAGAUUCGGUUUGGUUAUUUGGGGUGCUGAUUCAGAAAAUGGCAUUGGACAGACCACAUCAGCUCUAGUUCCUGAUACAGAACACAUGCCACCCAGUAGUCGCCAUCUGCUCGCCCACAGAAAACCAUAUUCAAUAAACCUCGGCACUAUAAGAGGGUUUUGCGAGACUACUCGCUCUCAUUGCAAUGGUGUAGUAAUGGUGAGGCCAUGGACCCUAUUUAAGCUCUUCCGGACCAUUGGUGGCCCACGGACCACAGGUUGGCAACCACUGUUUUAGCCGGACCGAAGACUUCAGUCUUCCUGUAAGUUAAUAUGGUCUUGGCUUAUCUUUGUUUAAUAAACCUCAGAGUUUAUACUAGGAGAGCCCUGGAACACGAGACCAUCACUCUACAUGUGCAUUUAUCGUUGCUUACAGUGAAUCAUUUUUGGUAUUUGGGACUGUUUAAUCCCCACCUUUGGCAAAGGGUCCAUUAGGAUACACAACAUAUCUCCCUAACAGCAGGGAAUGUAAGGCAAAGAAUGAUGACAACGACUGAUGUACAUUCAUGAAUCAGUUCAGAUGGACACAUUAACUAAAUUGAUGAAGUAUAGAGUAUAGAACAGUAUUGAAAGGAAAUCGAGUAAACAGAUAAUCGUAUAGUGAGUGAGAGGUUUCUAGACUGUGGUUUGGGGUCCAUUAAUUUUGAUCUUAUUGUGCAAAGUGUGUGUCCUUGUUCCCUUUAUAUUUGUUAAGUAGUCAUUAAAAAAAAGGUACCAAAGUUAUAAUUUGUGUAAAAAAAUAAAAUGCCAAAAUUGUAAUUUGUGUAAA